ACGAUCAGCUGACUCCACCCGGAAGCUUUGAGGAAGCAGGCAACCACAACAACAAAUCUUCAUCAACAAAACUUGAAUUCCUCGCGUUAUUUACGUCUGUUAAUCAUGGAGUCGACCCUCGAACAGCAUCUGGAUGAUACCAUGAAGAACCCAGCAGUUGUCGGUGUGCUCUGCACGGAUCAACAAGGACACAACCUGGGCUGCCGCGGCUCCCUGUCUGAUGAACAUGGUGGUGUUGUGUCAGUUCUGGCCAAACAAGCUGCAGCUCUCACCAGAGACCCAACAGACACUCCGACUGUGUGCCUGGAGUCGGAGUCAGGAAACAUCCUGGUGAGGAGUCACGGCACCAUCACAGUAGCAGUUCACAAGAUCGCCUCUUGAAGACACCAUGACUCACUGCAGAGUUUUACUGUAAAGAAUUGUACAUGCAAACAAACACAUUAGUAUGAAUCACACAAUCUGAGUGAGCUCUGACAAAGAGAAAUCUGAGGUUUCCUCAUUCGGCUGCUGUGUUCUCUGUAUUUUCUGACCCCAUAUUUAAACCAGAGAGCUUGUUAAUUUUCUGAUGCUGAAUAUUGGAGUGUGAAUCUCUUCUUUUAUAAAAAAAAAAGAAAAGAAAAAGAAUCUACACCAAUUCAUCAGUGAUGCUAUUUUAUUGAUACUGUACAGAAUAGGUCUAAUAUGAUGUUGUAUCCAGCCGUGUUAAAACCGUAUGUGUGUGUGAGUGUGUGUGUGCGCGCGUGUGUGUGCGCUUUUUGCCUACAAACAUAUCCUUCAAGCCAAGGCAGUCAUGCACAGAAUAACAACCCUUAAUAAACUUUAACUUGACUUUG
Molecule: messenger RNA, 833 nt
Organism: Seriola dumerili (greater amberjack)
Lineage: Eukaryota; Metazoa; Chordata; Actinopteri; Carangiformes; Carangidae
Gene: lamtor5
Product: late endosomal/lysosomal adaptor, MAPK and MTOR activator 5
Exons: 4
Coding region: 106-381 (91 amino acids)
Biological process (GO): cellular response to amino acid stimulus; positive regulation of TORC1 signaling
Cellular component (GO): Ragulator complex; cytoplasm; lysosome
Molecular function (GO): guanyl-nucleotide exchange factor activity
Source: RefSeq, a predicted model, not a curated record